Messenger RNA from Staurois parvus, 340 nucleotides. NCBI's taxonomy places the organism in Eukaryota, Metazoa, Chordata, Amphibia, Anura, Ranidae. The record is from the annotation of a GenBank genome assembly.
CUAUUCCUCCCACUGACACCAAUGAUGGGACACUAUUUCUCCCACUGAUACCAAUGAUGGGGCACUAUUCUCCCACUGACACCAACGAUGGGGCACUAUUCCUCCCACUGACACCAACGAUGGGGCACUAUUCCCUCCCACUGAUACCAAUGAUGGGGGCACUAUUCCUCCCACUGACACCAACGAUGGGGCACUAUUCCUCCCACUGACACCAACGAUGGGGCACUAUUCCUCCCACUGAUACCAAUGAUGGGACACUAUUCCUCCCACUGACACACCAAUGAUGGGACACUAUUUCACUCCAUAAGACACACUUGGAGGGAAAUUAUUCCCGCCACCG